AUAGCUAGAACUGCUGCGUUAUACGUUGACCACGCUUGUCGAAUAACGACGCUCGCUCUUCGGACUCAAAGAAAGUCGAGACAAUUUUUUUUGUCUUUUUAUACUCGAAUGUUUUUAUCGGGCAUCGACCAGUGAAAUCCUUGGACGCGUUUGUGGAACUAUAUCUGGAUUUAAAGAUGCUGGAUAAUUUUACGAAUUCAAGCAAACUACAGCGAGGCACAGAUGUGCAGUAUUCUAGACAACAGCUCCAUACGUAUAGGGAUGGCCUAAUCCUACUCGUUCUCUGUCUACUUGAAUCCUUUUUGAUCCUCCUUGCUAACACUACCGUGUUCGUGCUAAUUAUCAAGCACAAAAAACUACGGCGAAAGAACAAUUACUGCUUAAUCAGCCUGGCGAUUUCCGACUUUCUCACUGGUUUGGUGGCUCUUCCUCUAGUGAUAGCUUGUCAAUAUGACAUGAACGCAUGUACGCCCAUGGAUCUAUCCCAGCGCUUCUUGUCUUUCUCGACGAUUCUUCACCUUCUGGUAGCGACAAGCGAGCGUUACUUUAAGAUUCGCUAUCCUUUGCGAUACAAAUACUACGUGACCGGAGCACGGAUUGGUCUGAUUCUUGUUGCUGUUUGGGCAAUGUCACUUGCCUUCUCCUUGAUCCAACUUACAUGGAUUAAUCACACAGAAGAAGAGAGGUAUUACGAUUUUAUUUUCUCCACCUCUUGCGUCGUUGCGUUCGCGUUUUUGCCAUUCGUCAUCACGGUCGCCGCGAAUGUGCAUGUGCUAUGGAUAAUCCACAAGGAGAAAGAGAUUCGCUACCGAAUGGUUCAACACGAGCGAAGUCCCCAGUGUAGGAAGGGAAGCAAGAGAAGAUCAAACGAGAGAAAAGCCGUUCUGGUGUAUUUGGCGAUGACAGUUAGUUUCAUGGUUGGGUUUCUGCCCUAUUUCAUCCUGACAUUCAUGGCCGACAUGCAAGAAGAUGUUGGAUUUGGGGUUAGUUUGUUUUUCUUGAUUCUCAGAUUCACCGCCCCCCUUGUUGACCCUUUGCUCUAUACCUUCUUCAAGACGGAUUUCAAGAGCGCCUUCAUAGAUAUGGUUGGUAAGCCUCUACCAUCGACUGAACGGACAGUCCAAACAAGGGUGUAAUAUGUGAGAGACUGAGAGGUACCCUUUGCUCUAUACCUUCUUAUAAAGACUGAUAUCAAGAGGGUCUAGAUAUGGGCAGUAAGACUGUAAUAUCCGAGAGAAUUGUUCUAUAGUUGCCAAAGCAAGAGUCUGCUUCUAAAUGAAAGCCCAUUUCAAGAGCGCCUCAUAGUCAAUACUGAACCACUAUACUAACGCCUGCAAGAACUGUUCGGCCAAGCUGGGGUAUAAUAUCUACUGACACCGGAAGAGUAGGUCCGUGGGAAUUGUUCUUUGUAAACCCAUUGUAGAGUGAAGUCAUUAAACCCGUGAAAUAGAUAUUACACUAACACACUUUAGUAGACCUUAAUUACAUUGUUUUCUUUUGUGUUUAUUUGACUAUUACAUGUUGACUAAUAAUUUUUAUUUCACGGGUUAAAUACCCUCGCUCUAAGACUUAUGAUCGCUAACUAUUACUAUCCUAUGCACGGACAGUACAAAAAGGUUGAAUAUCUGGGAAAUGUGGUAUCGAAGUGAGAAAAGUUAGUGGUGAUAAUAAUAAAUGAUAAACUUUA
Molecule: messenger RNA, 1687 nt
Organism: Actinia tenebrosa (Australian red waratah sea anemone)
Lineage: Eukaryota; Metazoa; Cnidaria; Anthozoa; Actiniaria; Actiniidae
Product: octopamine receptor beta-1R
Biological process (GO): G protein-coupled receptor signaling pathway
Cellular component (GO): membrane
Molecular function (GO): G protein-coupled receptor activity
Source: RefSeq, a predicted model, not a curated record